AUGCGGCCCCGCGCAAAGCUCUUGCAGCGUUUCUCGGAAGAGGAGACACGGUUUCAUGGGGAGAUUGUGCAGCCGCUUGUAAGAGGUGCUUUGGAUGAGGUUCGGGAUGUGUUGAAGUCGUCUUCUGGGAGGGAGUGGUGUCUUCCGCGGUGUGUGCUCGAUGAAAAUGAAAAAGACGGCAAACGUGAAAGAGAGCAACAGAAGUGGGAGCUGUCGAAGGAUCCUGGUUCUGGUUCUGGUGCCAGGAAGAGGAAACGAGGAUAUGGCGAUUCUUGCGAACCGCCCAUUGUUCUGUCGUCAAGUUCGACGAAUAUAUUCGAUUCAAUGGCUGAUCUUCAGGGAAUUGUGAAGAAUCCCUCAUCAUCGGAGUCCGCCAUUCUGAAUGUUGGGGGUCCUGGCUCGCAGACUGCUGAAACAAGGACCUACAUCGUCCCGCCAAAGUCAAGCUUCGUGCUCUGCACACUACCUCUUUCCGGGCCAGAGAUAUCUACACCCAUCCCAGGUCUUCCAGUGGACCACCGGUUCAACCUCAUGCUCCUCGAUCCGCCAUGGCCGAACCGGUCUGUCCGCCGCAGCGGCCACUACAAUACCCAUCCCUACUUCGGGAUGGAAGAACUCACCAAGCGCCUGGGGGAUAUCCUCAGGGCACAUAGCUAUGUCCACGGCGAUGUACCGUGCACGAAUACAGUCCCUGACCACCACCCUUCUGCUGUUGCUCAGAGCCGACAAUCUCUCGCAGCUAUAUGGGUGACCAACUCCGAACGAUCUCGCAAAGCAGCGUACGAUUCUCUGCACAGCGCGGGUUUUCGCGUCUGCGAAGAAUGGAUUUGGAUUAAGACUACCACCGAUGGACAGCCGAUCUCAACACUUGAUGGUCUCUGGCGCAGGCCGUAUGAGAUCCUGAUUAUCGGUCGCAAGCCUACCGGAAACGAGGUAGAGGACAUGACCAACACCACCACCAGACGAGUCAUCGCCGCCGUGCCGGACCUUCAUUCUCGCAAACCGAACCUGAAAUCCAUCUUCGAGGAGGUAUUCUUUACCUCUGAUUCUUCCGACAAAUCCAAUCAUAUUAUUGCCCCUUACUCCGCACUCGAGGUAUUCGCCCGCAACCUGACAGCCGGGUGGUGGGCGUGCGGCGACGAAGCCAUUAAAUUCAAUGCCAGCCACUGUUGGACAGACGUAUCCGAAAUCGGCAAAUCCGACCCUUGA
Molecule: messenger RNA, 1209 nt
Organism: Penicillium riverlandense
Lineage: Eukaryota; Fungi; Ascomycota; Eurotiomycetes; Eurotiales; Aspergillaceae
Product: MT-A70 family
Exons: 1
Coding region: 1-1209 (402 amino acids)
Cellular component (GO): nucleus; RNA N6-methyladenosine methyltransferase complex
Molecular function (GO): methyltransferase activity
Source: RefSeq, a predicted model, not a curated record